AUGCCUCUUGUCGCUGCGGCGACAAGCUGGGACGUCGGAAUCUAUCAGAACGCGGCGCUACAGGGCGUCGCGACCAUCAUGGACGUCCUCUCCGCGAGGCACAACGUGACUCUGCAGCGUGGCUGGAACGGAGUCCUGCCCAUGCCGCUCCACUGGGGCGAGGUGCUCGCCCUCAGCUACGUGGCAAACGCCUCCGCUGCCCACCGCUUGCCGCCUCUCGUCACGCUCGGCCUCCCGCUGUCGCGGUACAACCUCUCGUCUGCCGUCGCGACCGGCUUCCUCCAGCUCGGCCGCGACCUCGGCCGCCUCUCGAGGCAGGACACGGCGCCGCGCGAGACCAACAGCCGGCAGCACGCCUGA
Messenger RNA from Emiliania huxleyi CCMP1516, 360 nucleotides. RefSeq lists its product as hypothetical. The transcript is spliced from 4 exons. NCBI's taxonomy places the organism in Eukaryota, Haptophyta, Isochrysidales, Noelaerhabdaceae. The record is from RefSeq and is a predicted model, not a curated record. The coding region runs from base 1 to 360 and encodes 119 amino acids.